AUGAAAGGCACGGGCGCCCAGCUCGGACAGUACCCCGCGGCAUGGCACAGCGCUUCUCUGCGUUCCGACCACCUGCGGGGGCUGCUGUCCAGCGUCGGCGAAGACGAGUUCUUCGAUGCCCUGGAAGCGGAGGUUGCGAGGCUCAACGGGCAGUUCCAGACUUGCGCGAAGUCUAUCAUUAGCGCCCACCACUCUCUGAAGCACGUCUUCAAACUGUGGAGCCCGUUCAACAAGAAAAAGGUGGAGAUUUCUGUGUGCUCUGGGGCGGAACACACGAAGGUGGAAGUCAAAACCAACACCAUAGCCUUCUAUGCUGGGGCUUACAUCAAAUUUGCAAAGGACAAUGCUGUUGCCAUAAGGUCUAUGAUAGAUGAGCACCACAAGCGCUACAGUGGUGAGAGGGGCCAGGACUAUCUGAAAGAACUAUGGCAGGACCAGUCUGGAAGGGCAUCCUUCCUGCACUCACCCCUGUUGGCAGAAUUGGCAGCGGUGGAGCUGGCAUGGACAGUGUCGAAUUCAUGUGCCUCUGACUCUGAAGAUUGCAGCAACGAGAGCAAGGAUGGCGAAGCAGACGACUCGGAUCUACAAUGCCCAAUCUGCCUGGACACAUUAUUCAAGCCCAUCGCGCUUGCUUGUGGACACGUGUUCUGCCAAAGCUGCCUGUUUGAGGCCUGUGGCCACGGGAGUCAGCUGGGCACUGCGCAGGCCAUACUCUCUUGCAUACCAUCUGCAACAAGAUGCCCAGAGUGUCGGAGCGACAACGUUGUUGCAGGGGCAAGGCAGCUGAAGGUGUUGUCAACAACGCUGCAGCAAAGGUUUCCUGAGUAUUGGUUCAUGAAGGAACAGGAGGAAAAAGACAACAAGACCGCCCUGCAGGCGCAGUCCUUCCAGCUCAAGGUGCAGAAGAUGCGGCAGGUUCUCACUACCCGGGCUAGGUUUCAUCCCUCCAUGCUCAUUUUGGACUAG
Ostreobium quekettii is the source of this 966-nucleotide messenger RNA. The record is from the annotation of a GenBank genome assembly. NCBI's taxonomy places the organism in Eukaryota, Viridiplantae, Chlorophyta, Ulvophyceae, Bryopsidales, Ostreobiaceae.